UGCGUUCAGUUCAGUUCAUCUUAACGUGUGUGCAACUAAAACCAGUCCGGCGGAAGUAGGGCUCGCGGCCGUGUCACAAAGGAAAUGGCGAGCGGGAUAGGCAAACACAAGAUACUGAAUGUGGGGCCAACGGAGCCCUGGUCGGUCAGGGAGAAACUGUGCCUGGCCUCCUCGGUUAUGAGGAGUGGUGACCAGAACUGGGUGUCAGUAAGUCGAGCCAUCAAGCCUUUUUCGGAGCCGGGUCGUCCACCUGACUGGUUCUCACAGAAGCACUGUGCCUCUCAAUACUCUGAGCUGCUGGAAGCCACAGAAGCACCAAAGCGUAAGCGUGGCGAGAAGGGUGAGGUAGUCGAGACUAUCGAAGAUGUCAUUGUACGCAGGCUGACCACUGAGAGGAUAGAGGAGCUGAAAAAACUACUGCGAGACACACAAGAGCAGUACAGGAAGUUGAAGAAAGAGGUGGAUCUGAUACAGACGGGUCACAUGGACUCCCAGCUGAAGGAGCUGUGGGCAGAGAUCACUGUAAAGAAGAAACAGGAUGAAGAGGAAGCAGAGCAGAAGAGGAAAGCCACAGAAACUGCAUAUCAGGCUCGUCAGGCAGUCAAAAACACACCUAAGCGUCUGCCCAGUGUAACUGUACGUUCUCCUCUGGGUGCAAGUCCCCCCACAAUGGAUUCUCAGACCGACUCCUCGGUCUCCACACCGCCCAUGGAUACAGGAGGUGUCGCCUCUGAUGACAACAGCAUCCACCCUGUUGCCCAGGGGGUCGGAGUGUUUCUACCAGCGACAGAGGCUCCAGGCCCAGGGCCCAAAGAUGGAGGCUUGGCCGCACUAGUAGAUGACUCACCACAGAAGAGGCUCCUGACCCAGAAAGCCACACCACCACCCUCUCCUCUCCUGUCAGAACUGCUGAAAAAAGGCAACCUCAUCUCAGCCAGCCCCCGUCUGGUUGCGGAUGGAGACUCUACUGGAAGCCUUACCAACGGAGUACAGACAGCCACUGCUGCCACUCCUCUACCACCUGGUCAUGAGGUCAUCACAGAGGGGGAAGCUGAAGUGAAGGCAGAGCUCGGUGAGGAGACGGGAUUAGUAGAAGAGGACCUUGUUGCUGUAUCUUACAUGGGAGACGAACUGGACCUGGAGACAGUGGGAGACAUCAUUGCCAUCAUAGAGGAGAAGGUGGAUGACUCUGUGGAGGCUUUGGAUGCGGCGGCGGUGGAAGCAGCCCUCUCUCUGUGCGAAGAGGCCGUCUCAGAAGGACACACCCUCCCAGGCCCCUGGGAGACACAGGAGCUGAAGGCUUCAGACCCCACACCCACAGUCCAAGACUCUGACCCCACACAGGAGCCUCAGGAUGUGGCUGCAAUGGCCGCCCCGACCGCUGCUGGUCUGGAGACCCAGAAUCAACCAGAUACAAAGAGAGAAGAACAGCUCAAGGGAAACUGUGAGGGACCUGAGGUGACGGGAAGUGAUGUCACUUCUUCUGUCGCCUCUGACGACGGUGCGACAGGAAGCGAAGUCACAGAAGAGGGGGCAGCGGGGAAGGAAGCCACCGAAGCAACGGUGAAGAGUGAAGGAGAGGAGUGGAGUCAGCCUGAGCCCAACCCGCCUUGUCUAGACUCUGAGGACAGCUCUGUGUCUGGGAAAGAGUCCAAGGAGGUGAAGGAGGAGGAGGCGGGGAGCGAGGGCGACCCUGAAGAAGGGAUGGAACUGAAGGAGUGUGGCGAGGGGGAGGGUCCCUAUUUGUCAGAGGUGGAACGGGCAGCCAGUGAGAGUGAAGACGGCUACGGACCUGCCUCCCAACGCUACACAGCAGAUUCACUGGCCAGCAGCCCCGCGUCUUCCUCCCAGCUGUCUACAUGCGGUGAGGAUCAGGAGGCCGUGCAGGCCCAGAAGAUCUGGAAGAAAGCCAUUAUGCUGGUGUGGAGAGCCGCAGCCAACCACAGGUAUGCCAGCGUCUUCUUACAGCCUGUGUCAGACGACAUCGCUCCCGGUUACCACAGCAUCGUACACAGACCCAUGGACCUGUCUGCCAUCAAAAAGAACAUCGAGUCCGGUGUGAUCCGUACGACCGCCGAGUUCCAGCGCGACAUCAUGCUGAUGUUUCAGAAUGCCGUCAUGUACAACUCGUCAGACCACGACGUGUACCACAUGGCGCUGGAGAUGCAGCGUGAUGUCCUGGAGCACGUCCAGCAGUUCCUGGCCACCCAGCUCAUCAUGCAGACCUCAGAGAGCGCCAUCUCCGCCAAGAGCCUCCGCGGCAGGGAGGGAAAUCGUAAGCCAGGCGAGCCGGCCGAGAAGGAUGGAGGCACCAGGGGUCGCCGUAGUGCCAUGGAGGCAGACCUCAAAAUGAAGAAAUAGACUUGAGAUUUCAGAGAACGAGACACUAAGAGAGACAAAGAGCCACUCUUGGAGUCAGAGAAGGUGGAGCUGAAUACUUACUGGUCACUUUGGUCGUUUUCUGUGGAGGACUGUGCCGUCUCUGUGUGCCUGGUGUGUGAGUGGACACACUAAUGCAUUCGUGCUUUGGCAUAGACGAGGGUAUGUGUGGAUGUGCGUGUGUAAAUGUGUCUGAGAGAGCUGCAUUGAGUUUCCUCUUCGACGGUUCCUAUGAUUGGUUAACAUGCAGCACCAUGGGAUUUCACUCCUGGCCAAAAAAAGGCCAGCGCACCCCCUUUCCCCAAAUAUCAUUUCACCAGCGAAGGUAGUUCGCUGAGGAGGUGCAGAAAAGAAGAGAAAGAGAAUAUUUUCACCAGCAAAUGUUUGUUUGGGAUCAGAUGAUAGAGAGCAGGAUGAGUUCUUCUUGAUAAAUUUGAUCAUGUUGAAUCACAGAUGCAUUAAUACUAUAACUGCAUGUUGGUCUAACAUCAGACAGAUUAGUUUGAUCACUGCUAAAAUGUGAUUCUGAGAUCAGCUAAAAACAUAUCAGAAAUCUCAACAACUGGAUUCGCUGCCUUUUUUCAUAGAUGAAAGAAUGGACGUCUUUCUUCAUUGAGAAAUUCUAAUGACGUCACCAAACUUGUGGUUUUUGACCACGUAGUUUGGCAAUUGAUCAGACUGUGUGUUGGCCAACACACAGAGGAACUGCAGUGGUUUUAGCCUGUUAACUGCAUAUACUUAACAGUUCUGCUGACCUUUUUUCCAAAGAACAAGAUUCGAUUGACAACCUGCAUUCAUGCAGCCCUGAGCUCUGUUAAAUUCAGGAUCCUGUGAAAUUAAACGUAAAAAUCAGCUUCAUAACCUGCAGAGACAUGAAACCUUCUUGAUGUGUGUAAUCCAUCACAGUAAACAGUUUGGUUUGUUAAGUUUACAUUAACAGUGUCACGUACCCCAUUUUCAAAAGUCUCUUUUUGACAUUGCAUUCAAAGACACCUCGUCAUCUGGAAAAAGACAAACUAGCUAUUGUAGAUGUGGUGAGAUGCGAAUUGGGCUCUUUUUUUUGUCUUUUUGAUAGUACAUAAUUAUUCAAUACAUUGUCAAUCAUGUCAAUUGACAAAAAAUUAGUCAACAUUUUUUAUUUUAUUUUUGGGGGACACUUUUUGCUUUUUAUUAUAGGGACAGUGGAGAGAUGACAGGGAUUGAAGGGAGAGAUUGAUGAUGGGUGACAUGAAACAAAGGUCCAUAGCCGGAUUCAAAUCAUGGACGUCGUGGUUAUAUGGCAUCCGUCUUAACCAAUAGGCUACCAAGGUGCGCCAUCAACAGUUAUUUUGAUAACCAAUUAAUUGUUUGUCAUUUCCUGGUUCCUGCUUCUCAGAUGUGAGCAUUUGCUGCUUUUCUCCAUUUUAAAUGAUUGUAAAUUGAGUAUCUUUGGUUUUAAACUAUCGUUGGGACAAAACAAGCAUUUGGCUGAAGGGAAUUCUUUUUCACUGUUUUCUGACAUUUUAUAGACUGAUUAGUACACCAAUCAACAGAUUCAUCAUUUCACGUCAACGUGUUGUUGCUGUUCAGCAGCAGAUUUGAACAUUUCACGUCUGUGUCCAUGAAAGCACCAACAGAGUUUCCAAACAGCAGAACAGUCUUUGCUCGGAGCUGCACAACCAUGUGAUGAUAAUGUAACUUCAGGAAAUCAAUCUAAAAACAAAACAUAAUGUGCUUUUUUUUAAACAGCUGGCCUGGCAGUAAUGAAUGAAAACAUAAAAUGUGGAGUUUGUUGUUGCUGAAAUAGUAUUGAUGCAUCCCUAUGUGUCAUUUAAGACAGUGGUUCCCAACCUUUUUGGCCCGUGACCCCUUAAACUAAAGCAAAGUCUACCAGGGACCCGUCGUCACAUGUUACAUUGUCUACCACUUAAGUUACUGAUUAUUGUCUUGAUUCAUCAUUAUGUCCAUAAAACGUCAGAAAAUAGUGAAAAAUAUCCUUUAAAGUUCCCCACAGUCCAAGGUUACGUCAUCAAAUGUUUUGUGACUAAGAAUCCAAAACCCAAAGUAAUUCAGUUAAUCAUCACGUUUGACAAAGAAAAGCAAUAAAUCAUCACAUUUGAAGCUGAAACCAGUUUAUUUUUGUCAUUUUUUGCUUAUAAAAUGAUUAUUUAAUUAUCAAAAUAGUUGCUGAUUAAUCUUCUGUCAGUUGACUUAAUCGAUUAAUCUUGCAGCUCUAGAAAAGACUUUUGUUUUAUUUGAAUAACUUUUAGAGGUUUGAGGAGGUAAAAUACAGAAAUCUGCAAGAAAUAAAGGAAAAAUUAGAAGAAAGCUGGAUGAAAAACACAAUUUUGUGUCCAAAAGGUUUUUUUUUCUGUAUCCUAUCAUCUCACCCUUUGAGUGAGCCAGCGACCCCUUGUGGAGGUCCCGACCCCAAGGUUGGGAACCACUACUUAGGACGUAGCCAGACUGCUACAGUAUGUAAACAUCGUAAGAAACAUGUUUGUGUAAUGUGUUAGUUGGGAGUACAAAACAAGUUUUGUACCUGUGUGAUGGACCAUGUAGAGUUUUGUGUUUGUUUAGCUGAUACAUGUAUCAUGUGUUCUGUUGUACAUUUGUUAAAUAAAAAGAUUAUUUGAUCUAAACUCAAAA
Messenger RNA from Thunnus maccoyii (southern bluefin tuna), 5007 nucleotides. RefSeq names its product bromodomain containing 8b (gene brd8b). Gene Ontology annotation, molecular function: protein binding. Gene Ontology annotation, cellular component: NuA4 histone acetyltransferase complex. Lineage: Eukaryota; Metazoa; Chordata; Actinopteri; Scombriformes; Scombridae. Bases 85 to 2361 code for a protein of 758 amino acids. The transcript is spliced from 18 exons. The record is from RefSeq and is a predicted model, not a curated record.